CGAUUUCUCUCUUCCCUCUCUCAGUACUUUCUUAUCUUUUUCCUGCUGUUCGUGGUGCUCUUCCUGGGCACCGUUUUGGGCUACAUUUUCCGCGAUCGUGCCACGGAAUCGUUCCGGGAAAUCCUCUAUGACUCGAUGUCGUUGUAUGGUCGGCGCCGAAUGAUGACCAUUUCGUGGGACAUGACCCAAGAGGAGCUGCAGUGCUGCGGUGUGGAAAGUUUCGUCGAUUGGCGCGAUCGGAUUCCGGACUCGUGCUGCCAGGAUGAUUACGGUGGCCGGAAGCGACCCUGCCAGGAGCUGCAGACUUCGCUGACGAUCUUCAAGGAUGGAUGUUACGAUGCGGUGUCCAAGGAACUGCUGAUGAAUGCGGGGCUGCUUGGGGUGGCCAGUGUGGGACUGGCUUUUGCGAUGGUUCCCGCCAUGGUGAUGGCUUACUAUCUGCUGGCGGUACUUUGAAAAAGGCUGAGAAGUGAUGACAAAGCUGACGAGGCAAAUUACACAUGGACAAUUUGGCGCAAAGCUUACGAUACCUAUUUGGAGAGGUUGCGUGUUAGUAUUACCAAUGUGUUCUCGAUGUUAUGUGAA
Messenger RNA from Aedes aegypti (yellow fever mosquito), 585 nucleotides. Its product is annotated as CD63 antigen. Gene Ontology annotation, cellular component: membrane. The record is from RefSeq and is a predicted model, not a curated record. The transcript has a single exon. Lineage: Eukaryota; Metazoa; Arthropoda; Insecta; Diptera; Culicidae. The annotation marks the transcript as partial.